UGCACUUCGUUUCAUAAAUUGAAUAUGAUAGAGAGGAGAGAGAGAGAGAGAGAGAUGGCAAGGAUAAUCAAGCCCCCACCUUCUCUAGGGAAGAUGGUUACAGUACUGAGCAUUGAUGGAGGUGGUGUGAGAGGCCUAAUACCAGGAACCAUCCUCGCCUUCCUGGAAUCCCAGUUGCAGAAACUGGACGGGGCGGAGGCCAGAUUGGCCGAUUAUUUCGACGUGAUAGCAGGAACGAGUACCGGCGGCCUAAUUACCUCCAUGCUUACAGCUCCUAACAGCAACAACAGGCCCCUCUAUGCUGCCAAAGAUAUCAAUGCCUUUUACCUUCAACACUGUCCCAAGAUAUUCCCGCGUAACAGGGGUUCGUUGGGUUCGGCAAUGAGCUUAAUGGGUGCAGUUAUGGGACCCAAGUUCGAUGGAGUAUAUUUGCGUUCUCUGUUACAAGAGACCCUUGGGGAGACAAGGCUACACCAAACGUUAUCUACCGUUGUUAUUCCUACUUUCGACCUCAAGCUUCUUCGGCCUGUCAUAUUUUCCACCUAUGAGGCGAAAAGGGAUGUUGGGAAGGACGCUCUUCUUUCUGACAUCUGCAUAGGCACAUCAGCAGCUCCGACAUAUUUCCCCGCUCACCACUUCAAAACAAAGGAUGCCCAGGCCAAAACCAAAAGUUUCAACCUCAUCGACGGUGGCGUUGCUGCUAAUAACCCUGCAUUAGUCGCAAUGAGUGAAAUCACAAAAGAGAUAAUUAUGGGAAACCGUGAUUUCUUCCCCAUAAACCCAUUGGCUUACCAUGGAAAAUAUCUAGUCAUCUCUCUGGGCACAGGAGCACCCAAGCUGGAAGGCAAGUAUAACGCUGUGGUAGCCUCUAAAUGGGGAUUGGUGGGAUGGAUGUACCAUGGUCAUAGGGCCAAACCUCUCAUUGAUUGUUAUGCCCGCGGAAGUGCUGAUUUGGUUGAUCUCCAUGCUUCCGUUCUUUUCCAAGCACUCCGUUCUCAAAACAAUUACCUUCGAAUCGAGGAUGACAGUUUAGUUGGAGAUGCUGUUUCAGUAGAUAUUUCAACAAAGGACAAUAUGGAGAAUUUGAUCAAGAUGGGUAAAGAACUUCUCAAGAAACCGGUGUAUAGAGUCAACGUGGAGACUGGAUUGAAUGAAGAGGUGAAAGGAGAGGGUACAAAUGAAGAAUCUUUGACUCGUUUCGCCAAGCUUCUCUCCGGUGAACGCAGGCUAAGGCUAGCUAAGUCGAUCAGUACCAUCUGAGUCUUGCACCUUCAACAUCAUCAACCUGAAAUAUUAAUUAUAUGCGUCAUAUCUACCUAAUUCAUGAAAUGACUGUGUUUGACCGGCCGGGUGGAAUAACAAUCUCAAAUUUUCUAAUGCAUUUUAUGUAAGGCAGCUUUUGCUAUGAUUUGGUUAAUUUGGUUGAUCAAACAGUGUAACCUUAUAUGCAAUUAAUGUAUUGACAAUAAGCUGGUCCCAAGAGGAUUGACCUUGAAAAGGAAAU
Molecule: messenger RNA, 1504 nt
Organism: Nelumbo nucifera (sacred lotus)
Lineage: Eukaryota; Viridiplantae; Streptophyta; Magnoliopsida; Proteales; Nelumbonaceae
Product: patatin-like protein 2
Biological process (GO): lipid metabolic process
Molecular function (GO): monoacylglycerol lipase activity; glycerophospholipase activity
Source: RefSeq, a predicted model, not a curated record